Messenger RNA from Ambispora gerdemannii, 801 nucleotides. Lineage: Eukaryota; Fungi; Glomeromycota; Glomeromycetes; Archaeosporales; Ambisporaceae. The record is from the annotation of a GenBank genome assembly.
AUGAGUGAUUUUAUGCAACUUUCACAACAUAUAAUUUCACCAACACGUCAUGAAACACAUCCUACGCUCUCGACCGCCUCAGUUGAAAAAGAAAUACAACGCUCAAACGUCCUGAUUAUAGGAAAAACUAUACUUCUAUCUUUUGGAUAUUCAAAUAAUUGCAACCACAAAUUUUCCUUAGAACCUCAUACAGAUGAGUUCGAGAAGAAAAUUUUAAAAAAUACGAACAAAAAGACACCAAAUUGCUUUAUGUUGUUUAGAACUUGUUUCUCCAAUUCUGCAGCAAACAAUUUGCACUGUAAAGAGCAAUUGUGCCCGUUAUCUGAGAAUAAAUUUAAUUACCUUCGCUUCAUCUCGAAGAUCAGCAAAAUUAUCUGGAAAACUCAUAAAGACCGAUUAUUUGAUAUUUUUUCAAAAUUAUAUGAUGAAUUAAAGGCUAAGAAGACCGAAUUUAGAAAAUUAAAACCAAACAAUAUGCGUACCCAAUACUCGCCUUUUCGUGACCCAACAUUGUAUACGAUGGUGUCCCCAGAAAAUUGUGGAUUUUCAGCGUCGCAUGCACCAAUUGACUCAAAUACUAUGGCGUCUCCGAAAAAUAUGGAACCCUCAACGUCACAUGCAUCAGUCGGAUCAAGUAUUACAGUGCCUCUGGGAAAUUUAGAAUAUUCAAUGUUUCAUGAAUCAUAUAUAGUGGUGCUUCCGAAACAAUAUCAACAGGAUAUUUUAUUACACAGAAAAUACUGCGACAACUUUGGAUCCGAACGAGAAUUUUCAAUGAUUUAUAAACAGAGGAAUCAGUAA